Molecule: messenger RNA, 8964 nt
Organism: Bombus impatiens (common eastern bumble bee)
Lineage: Eukaryota; Metazoa; Arthropoda; Insecta; Hymenoptera; Apidae
Gene: CrebA
Product: cyclic AMP-responsive element-binding protein 3-like protein 2
Exons: 7
Coding region: 558-1886 (442 amino acids)
Biological process (GO): regulation of transcription by RNA polymerase II
Molecular function (GO): cAMP response element binding; DNA-binding transcription factor activity, RNA polymerase II-specific
Source: RefSeq, a predicted model, not a curated record
CACGUGCGACCGAUCGCGCAUUUACGCGGAGAACGUGAACGCGCGUGUAUCGUUCCGUCUUUGGUUUAUACGAAAGUCGACUUUACCGAUCGAAGGUCAGGUCAUCCGUGUUUGGCGGCGAGCUUACGGCGAAGAGCUUGCUUUCGUGUAACCUAUUGGUGGCCCGAUACGUUCAUAGGUGUACGGGUGUUGGCUAUCGAUCCCGCUGUCCCGAUUUCCUGCAUGUUCAUUGGCGCCUUGGUUGCGAACAGUGCAUCGUAUGGUACAGUGCGGGUUCCGUUCGAUCAGUGCUGUGGCCUUUCUGUUACGCUCAAGAUAUUUGUGUAAUUUUACUCGUUCCAUCGGGGUGAUUUUUCCUUGUACCAACGGGAAUUCGCGGUUCUCCAGCUUUUCUUCGAAAGUGUCGGUCUGCCGGUAUCCUUGGAAGACAAUGAAUCCUCGAGGAGAGAUCGUGUCCGUAUUCUUCUGAUAUUCUUUAUCCUCCAUGGGCAGACUAUACGGCAAUUCAUUGACUGGCAACGGCACGACACUAGGAACGAUCGAGCAAGCUUAGGAUCAUGGAAUUCUACGACGUGGGAAGCAGCGAUCUCAGGGAACUGUGGGAGUCCUAUCUCUCCGAACCGGGCCUCGGCCAGGAUGUUCUCAUGGGAGCCAAAGAGGAAGAAUGGGGCAACGCGUUAAACGUGCGAGAUAAAUCCUCGCUGGGAGUUGUGUUAAGGGAUCGUUUGAUGACGGAUGCCGCCCUCGGAGGUCCACGACCGAUCAAGUCCGAGCACAAUUAUAGUUUGUUGGCGUCGAGUCCUCCUCCAAGCCCCGCGACACCCGGUGCCAACCCCCAUACACCUAAUUCCGGAUCGUCCGCCGAUAGGGUUGGCGCUUCUCUUUCCACCACUAGUUCCUCCAUCGAUUCUACUAAUCUGGAUCAUCAUAAAUCGUUGGACAUUCGAAGCAGAAUCGAUGAUAUGGAAGAGGAGUGUUUCCCGGCGAUCUCAAUGAAUACCGCGUCGGGACGCGACGAGCUGCCUUCGUCGUCGUCCACGUCGUCUACCUCAACGAUUAUCCUAAAGAGAAGAAACAAUGUAGUACCUGAAGACGUGGAGUGUACAGAGAUCAAAGGUGAACCGAUCAGCGCGCCUAGCAGUCCUUCCGAGUCUUGUCAAACGUCUAUAACCGACGACAAAAACACGAUAACCAUGGUGUUUCCUCAGAGUCUCCAUUUUUCGAAGAACCACAUGUCGCAGACCAGCGAUAGCGAGGAGGAUGACGAGGAAUAUUAUCAGGGUAUGGAGGUAGAAGAGUACAACGGGGAGGCGAACGAUGAGAAACAGGCGGAUCUACGCGCGUCCAGGCAGGGCCUACCGCCAACGCCGCCGAGCAGCGCCAGCUCCGACAGCGAGGGCACCGCUUCCGCUUCCUGUUCGCCGGAACGCCGAGAUUCCCAGAGCUCCGCGCACGCACAGAAUCUCAGAGGCCUGCUCACGCCCAGACUUUACAUCACAAACGGCACGCACACCACCAGACAGCCGAUACACACACCCUUGAUUUCCUGUCAACCGAAAGGGUCGACGGGUGUGUUAACGUUGACCGAAGAGGAAAAGCGGACAUUGAUCGCGGAGGGAUAUCCAGUGCCUACGAAACUGCCUCUGACGAAACAAGAAGAGAAGUCCCUGAAGAAAGUCCGUAGGAAAAUUAAGAACAAGAUAUCAGCCCAGGAGUCGCGACGGAAGAAAAAGGAGUACAUGGACGGUCUAGAAAGACGCGUGACGAUGCUCACGAACGAGAACUCCUCCUACCGGGACCGACUAACAGCCUUAGAAGACACGAAUCGCGAACUACUGAAAGAGCUUCAACGUCUCCAAGCCCUUCUUCAACUACAAAACUCGUAGGCGCAACGUUUCGAAAUCACGUUGAACGUUAAACUACAAACCGACGAUUUGACUUAUUAUCAAGAAGACAUUAUAAUCGCGGUCAUAAUGGUCGGAAAGGCGAUUUCGCGAAGACUGGUGGCCAGAUAAAGGGCCUUAGAACGUGUUCCUGAUCGUCGAAUCACAAGUGUUUUAUUUUUAUCUUCUAUGUAGUUUCCUUCGAUCCUUGGACAAUUUGUAAUUUUCUUCGAUUAUAAAAGGGAGAGAAGAAAACUUACGUUUCCUCGAUGGAUAUCUUUCAACGAAUGAUCCAUCGAGUUUUUACGGGAUCAAACGUUCUUGCGGACUAUUUCCCAAACAGACCAUUUUCCAAGGGAACAGUGCAAUUUCCUUUACAUUCCUGUGUAAAGUCUUCCUCGUGUAGCGGAUCGAGCGUCAGUCGAGUAGAACGAUUCGCGAUGAAAAUAUAUUCCUUGGAUACGCCUCGUCUUCCUGUUUUCCGUGGACAGGAGUCGGCGGAGGGUGCAAUUCUGCCGGGAGUGCCUUGAUUCGCUUAUCUUUCUUCCAUCGCGAACGACGAAUCGAAAACGAAUUUUAUUCUCCUUUCUCUUCUAUCAAAAGUGUUUCGUUACGUUUCUGUUAUUGUAUCGCACCUAAUGAAUCGAAUUCAUCGAAUUGUAACAUAUUGCGUAGAAAGCAUGUGGAGAAAGGCCGAUCGCUAUACGAUCUAAAUGUGUAAUACAUCGAGAGCUUGAAAUUCGAGUCAAAAAUCGUAAAGUUCACGCUCUAAAGUCACUAUAGAGAAGUUAUUCUACGUGUAAAAAUGAAUCGGGAAAGCAAGAAUAAAGGUUUUUCGUUAGAAUCUUCGUUGUUGAGAAAAUCGUAUUUGAAAAUUGAAGCGAGAUAUACGUGCGUUUAGUUGACUCUCGACAGGGCACGUGUCUAUCGACGAUUUUUUAGAAAACGAGACUUUAAAGGAAGAAUAUUAUUUUACAUUUUCGACUUAUUUUUACACGCAGACCCCAACCUUCAGAGCAAUGAUACCAUCUUCUUUCAAUUUAGAGUGAACUGAACAUACACAUAUCCGACCUAUUUUCAAACUCGAUUAUCUCGAAGAUGAAAUGUUAAAUAAAAAAGAUUUAUUCUUUAUUUUUAAUUUAGUUUUGCUUAUACAAUAACCUUCUGCCACCUAUUUUGGAACAUUCGGUACAUAUAACGUUCGUUUCACACUUUAUCUCGGAAAGUUGACUGUAGCAGAAGCGGUGUCUAAUUUACCUCGGAAAUUGAAAUCAAAAUGUAAAGAAUAAAUUUCUCAAAAUUGAUCGUAUUUCAGUUUCCUUAAAGAAGAAUACAUUUCUAAAGGAUAGCGACUCGUAUAACUUAUUCCACAAAGUUCGAUAAAGCGUACGGAGAGAGUUUUGAUUCAAACGAAAUUUCAACAAACGUUCAAAAGACGCGCGAAAUUUAAUUAAACGACAAGGAUUAACCCUCCAAAGGCAGACGUAUAUUAUAUUUUUCCACACUCCGUGGUUACGCUGGGUCAUUUCCAUCCAAGAUAAAUAUCCUUAGUAUUCUGGACUUUCAAAAACGUAAAAAAUGCCUAGGAUACUUAUCGAUGUCUUCGUUGUAUAAUAAAGUCAUUUAUCAAGUCAAAUAUUUAAAAUUUCUAUCGAUAAAAAUCAAAAUUUCGCUUGGAUGAGUAACGACCCAGUUUAAUUACGAAGAGUUAAACUCGUAGGGAGACAUUUAGCGAUAGAUAAGCGUUCGCGCAGACUAUUAAAGUAUUUAGAAGCGUAAGUGCAUUUUCAAUCGAGUGUCGAUUGAUAUUUGUGUUCGCUUAACAGCGAUGAUGACUCUUCGAUUUUCGUCCAAAUAAUAUAAUAAAAUUAGGAAACGAAUAUAGAGAACGAAGAAUAGUUAAAAUAUAAUAUUAAGACGACAUACAAUUAAAAUUGACGAUAAAUGUCCAACGUGUUAACUAUAUAAAUUAUAUGGAUAAUGAGUGAUUAUAAUUAAUGUGGUAUUUUAUCUAGAAUGAAUACGAGAUGAUCGUGUACGUCUAUUUUCUUCAGAGAAAAUUUGUUAGAUUGAUAUAUAUAUAUAUAUAUUUAGGAAUUUAUUUAUAGAUUAGGAUCCAUUCACGCGAGAUAUAGAUUUGUAUAUUAUAUUUGUAAAAGAAGACGUUUAUUUAACCAUCUGUACGUUGUUGAGAUGGUUCGCACCAUUGUGGUUUUAAGAAGAACGUGUGCAAUGAUGUUGACUUUGAUUAUUUCUUCAAAGAACGCGCCACAGUAUAUAGAUGUAAUUUUUUCGUAGUUCUGUUAUACCAUGAUACUAUAUUGCGUGCGGUGUGAUUCGUAGUACGAUAAUGGAAGAUAAUUUUUCGCAUUGCAAACAGUUGAGAAACUACAGCGAAAAAUGGAAAAUGAAAUUCGAAUCUUUUCCUCUAGAAACAGAUAUUUUUCGAGAAGAAUUGUAUUUUAGACGUAAUAAGCAGGGUUUUUCUCUUUCCUGUUUUUUGAACUCCUUCGAGAUUCUUAAAAUUCUCGCGUUCUUUAUCGAAAAAGUUUAAUUCAAGAAAAAAUAAGAAAGUAAAAACAGAGAAUAGUCGAAGAAUGUUUUCUGCGAAAAAAAUAUUUUCUGUGUAAGAAGUGUUUCUAUAAAAAGACAAACACUCGGUAUCGAAAAUAUAACUUCUCGACAAAAAUAAAUUUCUCGAGAGAUUUGCAAUUUAGGAGAUAACAAUGGUUUACAAAUACACGCACAAAGAAUCGUAUAAAACUUAAUUCUUCGAAAAAUAUCUAAGAAAUCUAAUCUUCGAUUUUAACAAAAAGUCGGUAAUCCGUUAACUUUAUAACGAAUCACGCCCCACUUUGCAUAUUCUAUGCUCGCACUGAUCACAUGUAUCGUCGAAUUUCAAAAGCGACAAAUUUUCAUUGUCCAAUGGGUACAAAUAUCACCGAUAAUGUUCACGAUCGUGUGAAUUAGAGUUAAAGGAAGGGUCGACGAAUGGUUCUAAGAGAAAACUUGUCUCGAACACGAGCGCUGCCAUUGAUUACUAUAACGAUCUUCGAAAAUACGAUACUUUCGUCACGCGAAGUCUUGCUGAUACAGUUAAGCACGAGAAGAAGAAAUUCUCCAAACGAUUGCAUCUUCUUGAAUUUUAAAAUACAUAGGAAUUUUAUUAACGCAUCAAGUGCCAUGAUAGUUAAAAAUAUUAUUAUAUCACAAAAUUAUGUGAAAACUAUAACAGAACUUUGAUUAUCGGAACAUCUAGAUGGAACAUUCUGCUUUUCUUCAAAUUUUGCUGUAAUAUCUCUGCGAAGUUUUCCAACCAUCUAACAUAUCGCACUGUGUUAUGUGACGUGCAUAACGCACGUAAAAGUCAGCGUGUGUAUUAUCGAUAAGAAGUAAAAGAAGAAACGAAUGUCGGAGUAUGUUUUUGAAAAAAAAAAACGAUUUUAUUUGAAGUGGAGGACCGCUUGAGAAAUUCUGGGAAAUGAUAGAACGGUUCUUGUCUGUUUUACUUGGCUAUUUAAAGCUCGAAGCCGAACGAGCUUCGGCGUCUGGAACAUCUAUUUUUAUGCAGAAUUCGCUGGGUCAUUUAAACAAUAACAAAUGUGUUAGGCUCAGAUUACGGCUCUACAAUUUGGAAGCUCUAUCUUUUAUUUCAAACAGGUUGUCCGAAAGAUUGAUUAUGAGAUAGAUUGAAUAAACUAUUUGGUAACUUAUCGUAACGCGAUAAUUGUUAUCACGUGUCGAGGUAAACUCGAAGGAUUUAUUUUAUUAAAUAUUCUUUUGCCAAAAGUCAUAUUUCUCUGUGAUAAUAACAAUCGACAUUCUGUUUUUCUUUUUAAUUCAGAAUUUUUAUAUUCUAUAUAGAGUACCUUUAACGAUACAAUUAAUUUAAAUACACGUUAGCUUUUUGUAUAAAGAAUUAAUCGCAAACUUUUAAACAAGUUACCAAAUUUUUCAAUCCGUCUCGACAAAGAAAAUAUCUCUGCCAUAAGUCUGCUAAUUUAAUCGCAAGAAAAAUAGGGUUUCAAAAAUCACUGUUUUAUUUAAAAAAAUUAAAGGAGAAUAAAAAUCAGAAAGGGACGAUCUUUCCUAUUUGCGGAAAACCUGAUUAAUCGAUCAAAGGGUAGGAUAAAUUUUAACUGACAUGGCAUCAAACGUGUUAAUAAAUAUCAAAAAUGGUCGAAGAACGUUUAACAGAAUAAUUCAAGGCUUCGGUAUAUGGAAUUUCGAUGGCGCGUCUCCGAUUUCUUCAUCGAACACAUUUUCGAUCACGAUCGAGGCUCCUCGCGCGAUUUUGCGAUCUCAUCGUUCGCGAUCACGUGUCGCGGAAAAUUUUCCUAAUGGCUUAGAUCCAGGCUUCCAACCAAUCGAAGUUCGCGAGAACUUCGAUCAACUUGACUAGCCGUCAUAAGCCCACGGAACAGGGAAUUUUAAACACGAUCCAUAUUUUAAGCGGAUAUUGAAAGCCGAGAUCUAGGGAAGCUGCCAAUUUCCAAUUUUUCAAAUCCUAAACAUUGAAAUUUGCAAAUUUUCAUCUUUUCGAAACUUUGAACGUCUCGAUUUCUCUCAACUUUAUUCCUCUACUUCCGAAACUUCGAGUUUCUCGAAUCUACGAAAAUUUAAUCGACGAUAAAUUUAUUUGCAACUUAGGCUCCCGGAAUAAUAAGUGAUAUAGUUGUUGAACAACAACGAAGAUCCGUGAAAAAAGUUAUCGGAUUAACGUGAUCUCUAUUGGAACUCGAGAAAACUAUCGUAGCAAAGAUACGCGUAAAACUCACAAGAGAUUGAAAAAGAAAUUAAUGAGUUUACCAAACAGUGUCACGUGUGUUUAUAGUACGCUAGGAGAAAAAAAAAUACGAGAAAGACACGCACACUCGUGUGUUACGUACUCACGGUAAAAAAAAGCGGCAAGACGUGUAAAAAAGGCAGGCUAACUCGGCGUCUAUCAAUUACUUACGCCUGACUGAGCAUAUCCGCAAACGUGAAUCCUAUUGACUUUAAAGAUCGAUGUGCCUCUAACGUUCUUAAAGGGGAUACUGUUUUUCGCGCUUUCAGUUGUUGACCCUAUCGAUGGUACGAGAUUGUGGCGUGACACCUGUACUUAUGGGGUAAUAUCGAUGCAUUAAAGAUUAAAGCUGAGAGUUGGAUACCUAUGGGCGUUUGUUACAUUAAGUAGCGGGUGUUGGUCGCGAUGGUCUCGCAAAUAGGAAGAACGUAGAUGAAUUUUCCAAUGGAAAGUAUCUCCGGUUUAGAUGAUAUUACAGCGGAACUUUGUUUAUUCGAACGAAAUUUUAACUGCCCGAUGAAUUGAAGUUUUGCUGGUUGAAUUUGUUUAUCUGGACACGAGCUGCUAUUACGCGAAAGAGAAACGAUAGGCAGCAAGGACAGUUGGCGAACUCCUAUUAUACGAACUCUAAUUAUAAUAAACUGUUUGUUCCGUUACAAGUUCAGAUAAAUGUAGUUCCAGUACGUAGUUAGAGAUACGUUAAUUUGGUAUUUGAAAGAAAUUUAAAAGUUGGGAAAUUUGUUCAAUUAUUCGGAACUGUGUACAUCCGAAUGACCAAAUUUUGGAAUUCUCAAGUUUCCGUAACUUUGCAUCUCCGAAUUCUUAGACUUGCAAAUUUGUUGAUUUUCGAAUUGCGCGUUGAAACUCUCAAAUUUUGGAUAUCUAAACUCUCCUUCGACAUUUUUUACAGUUUCAUAUUUUCAAGCUUUUCAAUUAUCUAAAAUUCUUCAAAUUUCAAGCUUUCAAAUCCUAAAAUCUCUAGAUCUCUAGCUCAUCGAAUCCCACGCGCUCAAAUUUCAAAGCAUCUAGUUGUGAGUUUCUAAAUUCCCAGUGUUCCCUAAUUUCACAAUCUCCAAGAUUCUGUGAGUCGUUCCGUUUUCAAAAAUUUUCUAAAUUCUCUUUGCCCAACUUCUACGCCACUCGCAUUCUCCUCGAAUAUCUUCGCGCUCUUCGAUCCGUGCGUUUCUAGGUUGUUUCAAAGUCGAUCAAAUGUCUAUGUAAAUUAAUAAAUCUCGAGAUAUGUGAAGAAUUACUUGUUACAAUCCCUGUUAAUCCUAUUCGCGAGAAACAGACGCAAUUUAUACGUCGGUGUUAUCCAAUGAUUCGCGGAAACCGUAAUUCCUGCUAUACAAUUACACGAGUACGUACGUAAAUUCGCUGGAGGAAGCCUCGUAUCGUUAGAUAAGAAUCAUAGCCUGUCGCGCAGGGAAUCGUGUAUAAUUUCUUGUACAAAAUGCCAAUUGAACGCAGUUUUAUCCAGAAGGAAUGAGAGAAAGAGACGAACAGAGAGAGAGAGAAUGAGAGAGAAAGAAUUUAAUAUAUUCUAUAAACGAAGCUUUAUAUAAAUGGUUAUAUAUAUACAUAUAUAUAUAUAUAAAAAUAUACAUAUAUAUACAUAAGAUAUUUCUAUAUAAACAGAUAAUAUAUGUAUACACUAAAGAAAACGUACACAAACACAUUUACGAAUCUACGAAAUAGACGACGAGGGAACGAUUGUCAUACCAUAGACUGUGGAUAUUUAUGGAAUUUCAUAUUUUUAUCACUCGAACGAUCAAGAAAUGGAUGAAGAAAUCUGUAAACAGAGAUUCGUACCACGAAACUAGAUAUUAUAAUUUUAUCGUGGACAUCUCGUAUAUUUUUGCACGUUGUAUGCAUUUUAAGAGUUGCUAUUCUUCCAAAUUUCUCGCAUUUCAUACUUUUAAAUAUAAAUGCCUAAAGAUCCGCAGGCUGAUCACACGCAAACAGACACGUACACGCAAAUAACUUUCGCUCGAUUUCAUUAUCGCGAAUCGACGAUCGAUUACCGAUUCGUAAAAUACAUUCGCAGCAUCUGUGUGCCCUGCACCAAAUAUAUGAUGUAUCGCGUGCAUUAUAUUAUUUAUCCGCAGAGACCAACUGUGUAUAUCUCGGUAUACGUGUCCUCGUGUUAGCUGUGCAACGACUUAUCCUAUUAUCCCGACGAGUAAAUGUCUUUACGCGAUUAUGGUGUGCCGCUGCCACGUGGACGCCGGUGCACGUGGUCGUUCGUCUAACUUCGAACGUUGUAUGACAAAUGAAUAAACACAUGUGACUUAA